AUGUCCGGUUGGAAUAUGAAUCUUCUCGACAACGCGGCUGUGAAGUUUGAGAUCUUUCCGGGCGGUGGACCGAAGCCAGCGGAUCCGCAAGCUCAAGAUGGCGCUGCUGCUGGGCAGGCUCAGGGAGCCGGUGAAAAGGGGAAGGAAAAGGGAAAGGGAACGGCCCAGAAGAGUGAAGGCGCCGCCAAAGGUACGGACAAGAAGGGCCAGCAAACGGGAGACCAAGCAUCGAAGACAGCACGGGACAUGACAGCAGAGACCGCGAACCAGACACAGUCUACCGCGGAUACCGCGAAGAAGCAAGCGGGAUCGUAUCAGGAACAAGCCACGGAGUAUGCCCAGUCGACUAUUAAAAGUGCACAAGAUACGGCUGCCUCACAUCAGGAUAAGGCCAUGUCGUACGCCGAGUCGGCACGGGAUACGGCGGGCCAAUACCAGCAAUCGUCAGCAGACUACGUCCGCGAUACAGGUGAUGCUGUACACGAGAAGGGAAGUGCCUAUGUCAGCAGCACAGCAGAGAGCGUGGACGGGGUUGCGAAGGGCUACCUACCGCAGAGCGCGCACGGUUACGCGGGACAGGCGGUGGGAUAUGCUAGUAAUGUGGCUACCGGUACGCUUGGAACGGUCGGAGGUGCUGUGAAAGAUGUCGGGGAUACGGUUGGGAAUGCGGUGAGUUUUGCAACUUUUUGGGGGACAUUGGUCUUAUUGCUGACGGGGACGAUGUCUCAGGGGUACCAGACUGUUGCUGGUCUUGGGAAGACUGGGUAUAAUUUGGGGUCUGGGCUUGGGGGUGCGGUUAUGGGGCAGGGCAAAGAGGAGAAGAAGGAUGAUGGUGAGGAAUAG
This is a messenger RNA of Lecanosticta acicola, 843 nucleotides long. The record is from the annotation of a GenBank genome assembly. Lineage: Eukaryota; Fungi; Ascomycota; Dothideomycetes; Mycosphaerellales; Mycosphaerellaceae.